This is a messenger RNA of Bactrocera oleae (olive fruit fly), 3116 nucleotides long. RefSeq names its product RAS oncogene family member RabX1 (gene RabX1). NCBI's taxonomy places the organism in Eukaryota, Metazoa, Arthropoda, Insecta, Diptera, Tephritidae. Gene Ontology annotation, molecular function: GTPase activity; GTP binding. The record is from RefSeq and is a predicted model, not a curated record.
GCCUUUCUUGCAAAACGUCCCGAUACUGUUGAAUGCGUUUUAAAGAUACGUCCUGGGACAGCGUAUAUUCUGUAGCGUUGCGUUGGAAGCCAAUUGCAUUAAGCAACUGCGAAAUGCCUGCCACCGAGAGUAGUUUCUCUUUAAUUGUUUUAUUCUCGAGACGUAUGGUGCGAUAUUUGGGAUUUGUUGGCUCUUUAAGUACAUUUUCAAUUAAAACGAGUAGAAUACGCGUCGCUUCGAGAUAAGCAUCUGCGGAAUUUUCAAAUGAUUGCGACCGUUGGGUUUGUGUAGCUGAGCUAUUGCCAUUGGUGGAUGAGGUAAUUGCAGUAGACGAUGUGUUAGAGGUAGAUGCUGUGACGGUGACGGGUGUGUUGUUUGCUGCAUUGGGUUCGAUUGAGCGUAUACAUUCAAAAUUUACUUCAGACAUUUCUUUGUUAUUAUUCGUAGAGGCCGCCACGUUUGGUAUGAAGAAGCGUGUAGGCAGACAGUUACCGAAGAGGAGGUGAGUCAGUUAAUAGAAGUUCCUAAAUUGCGUUGUUUUUCUGAAUUUACACUGUCAACUACACUCUAUAAUUGUGUGGGAAAUAAAUUAAACAAUUAGAAUAUACUUUUUUAGCGUCGCAAUUAGUGAAAGCGCAAUUGUUACGUUUUUAAUUAUACAUUUACGGCCAGACGUAGUAUUACAACAAUAAACAGAUAGUGUUUUUAUUUGUGAACUGCGACCCGACAGCAAAGCAACCGUCGAUAAUGGUCAGCUGUUUUUUGUUUUGAACGCUGUUUAUUGAUUACUGAUGAUGCUGUCGUAUGGUGUAAAUGUUUUAUGUAUGGUGUUGAUCAGAAAUUUGCCUUGCCGCAUUAAACAAUACCAGAGAACGUAUAUCAUAUACAUCAUAUACGUUCUCUGACAAUACUCGAAGAGUUGUAAAGGUGAUAGGAAUGUAAAAAUUAUGAUUAAACUAUAGUCAGAUUUAGCAUCUCAAUUGAACCCGAGACUAAGAGCACUAACCAAAAAUAUAAUUAACAUUAAUACAGAUAUGAUUUUAGUAAUAUUUUUUAUUUGCUUUAUUAAAAUUGGAUAUAACUCUUUAAUAUUUUUAUAAGGACGGAAUUGAAUACAGUAAAUAAAUUUUAUUCAGCUCAAUAUUAUUGAAAGUUAAAUUACCACCUCAUAAUUUCAUAGCGUGUGGCAGCGACAAAAACAUAAGACCAGAAAGGCACAAAUAGCGAAAUGCUAUAAAAAAGUGACAGUACAAGUGUUUGUUAUGAUUAUUAUUUUUUUGCUCUUUGCUAACAAAGUAUUGUAAUGUCGUAGUAAAAUAAUUAUUUGAUAUACGGGUUUAUUAAUUAUUUCAAAGUUAACAUAACCCGCUAUAAUUUAUUGAAAACCCGGUCUUUUUACCUGAACAAAUUCUCAUUGUUAUUAAGCAAUGUGAUUUCUCAAAAAAUUUGUAUUAUCAAGGACGAAUUCAGAACAAAUUAAGAGAAUUCAACUAGUAGUAGUGGGUAAACAUUUUUAACUUCAAGCAGAGAAACUUUCCAGAUUUUUGAAAGUCAUUAAUAAGGAAAAGACUUAAUAAACAGGCAAAUCGACGCUGGUGGAAACAAGUUAAACUAAGUUAAAGGGAACGCUCAUGAAAAAUGCGUGGAAUUGAAGGCAAAGUGGUGGUGCUGGGCUCACGAGGAGUUGGUAAAACACAUCUGAUUACAAAAUAUAUAAAAAACACAUUGCAUAGGGAUAUUGGUCCAACUAUAGCGGCCUCCUUCUUUACUUGCAAAGUGCUCUUGGACGAUGUAAAAAUCAAAUUACAAAUCUGGGACACAGCUGGGCAGGAGCGUUUCAAAGCCGUCGCACCAAUGUAUUAUCGCAACGCCAAUGCAGCUAUUUUAGUUUUCGAUUUGACGCAACACAAAACAUUUGUCGAUAUCAAAGCGUGGAUACAAGAGCUGCAUCGCCACGUGCUGGAGCCUAUGAUACUCACAUUGGUCGGCAACAAGUUGGAUUUGCUAGCACAGCGCACAGUUACACACGACGAAGCCUACUUGUUUGCCACGUCCAUCGGCGCUACUUACUUCGAGGCAUCAGCCGAAACGGAUCAGGGGCUCGAGCAAGUAUUCCUCUCCACCGCACUGGGUCUGGUGCGUUUGGCGGAUGAGGGUAAAACUCGUUCACUGCGCCAAUUCGAUUCGUGUGACUCCAUAUCAGCCUAUACGAACAACAACACCGCUUUAAGCCAUACCUGUGCAGCGUUGUCAGCAAAAAACGGCAAUGCGGCUUUUCGUUUGCCAUACGUAGACAUCGGCAUACCCGUGGAUGGUGAUGAUGAGCGCAAAGUGACGGGCGUGGGUAGACUUGAGACGCCUUCGUGGAGCAUUUCACAUAUUGCUUUCGGAGAAGAGGAGUCGUCCAGCUGCUGUUGGUAAUCUAGAUAUUAAAAAAAAAAAAAAAAUUUUAACGGCGUGUAGCUUUAAAAGGGGCUAACUUUAACAAUGUAUAGGUGAUUUACUCAUAUAUAUUCUAUAUUUGCUGAGUACGAAAAGUAUUUUUUAGAAAGCAAAACGUAAAAAUGUUUCAAAAUGUAAAACUAAAAGCAAUUAUAAUCAUAAUUAGAUUAAUGUUAUAAUAUAUCUGUAAAUAAUAAGCAAGCCGUUGGUGGGCGGUAGUUCACUGCGUGAGAUCGCAAAAGCAAUCGUGACUAAGCUUUAGUUGAUAAAUUGCGCUACUGCCUACUUUUGUACUGAUAUUAAAUAUAAGCGCAUUUGUACGAGCCCAUGUUGCAUGAGGAAGUUUUUUUAUUCGAAAUCAAUUAUUUCUAAAACAUAAUUUAUUUUUGUUGAAAACAGUUAUUUGAGGAAUUGCAGUUGUAGCAAUAAUUAUUUGCUCACUGAAGGCAUUAAGACGCUUUGUUAUUAGCUUUACUGAAAUGUUUAAUAAAACAUUAACAUAAUCAAAUCAAACACAUGUACAAACGACAACAACAGAGUGUGUAUUUUAAGAGCACUAACCAUCGUCGCAAACAAAAGAGACGUAGAUCAAAGACGUUGUAUUCUCAUAUUUGUAAAAAAAAAACAAAAAACAAUUAUUUAUGUAAAUAUGUAACACUUAGUACAUAUACACC